AUGAACGAGGCCGCACUUUCACGGAUUUCUAGUUUGAUCAAAGUUGAGGACGAUCUCCUGAAAAUCGAGGGGCUUCGCCUGCAAUUCGUCAAAGAAAAGACUUCAAUAGAUGUGAAGCUAUACCAUACGACGCAGGAACAAAUCGAGUCUGUUUCAUCGAACCUUGAAAAGCUUAAAACGUCGGCUACCAAGCUUGGAAACAUCAAGGCGAAUGUCGACAGGAUCAACACAAUUCACGAAGAGACCGUGAUGAACGUACGUGAAUAUGACACGUUGAAAAGCGCCAGCAGUGUCUAUCAAACCAUGAUGCAGGUGCAGAAUCUCUACACAGAUAUUGCCAACUUCAGGCAGUAUAUAGAGCAUAUCAACAGUAUGAUCGAGACGGAGUUUGCUGCGGUCAGCGAGAGCAUCGAGUACCCGCUUGAUAAUAUCUACCGCAUUCACUUCAACGUUACUCAGGCACGCAACUUCCUGGAGUAUCUAGAAGUGGAAACACAAGCGCUAUCGGACGAUACGCAGUCUAUCAUCCGCAGGAUCGUGGCACCGGUCCGGAAGAUGGUUCGGAAUUUUGACGACUUGCUCAAGGAGAUUGUAAUCAGCAUCACCGAGGCUGUCAAAGAAGGCAACUUGGAAAUGGUCACCCGAAUUGUGCGAAUCAUACACUACGAGACCAUCGAGGAUCUGAAACUGGUGCUCAACACCAAUUUGAAGACCGUAGGGGCUGAGGCUAAGAAGACAGCAAACUACUCAAAAUACAGAGCACACCCGCGGAAUUAUAAAAAGUUCUUUUAUGAUAAGUUGGAAGAGAGCUUGGCCGAUACCUUCAAUAAAUGCUUGGACCAUUUCCAGCAGGACUCAAUGAUGGUAUAUGACAAUCUCGGGUGGCUCGAGGACGAGUUGAUUUUUGCCGACCGUACUCUAACGCAACUCUUUCCGGAUGACUGGCAGAUCUCAGAGUUCAUUUUCACAGCUUACUAUAACAUCUUACACAAAUUUACCAUGGAUAUCAUCCACUCAAGCCCACCAGCUGAGGAUUUGAUGCAAAUCCUCAUGUAUGACUCGCAUUACAACUCAUUCAUCGUGUCUUUGUGGGGCCCCGAGAAAAUGAAAAAAAUCAAGUUAAAGUCGAUUUUGGGUGACGAACUAAAAGAAACGGUAUUGGACGACUAUUCGAAGGUGAUUGUUACUAAGAUGACCGAAUGGAACGAGGUGCUUAUUGAACAAGAGACUGCUGUAUUCACAAACCGUGAAGAGCCCCCAGAUUCUUAUUCACUCUCUCAGACAAUCGAGGAUAUCGACGAAUUCGACCACCCUAUAUUCUAUGAGGUCAUGACCGAUGUCUAUGUGCUUCCUGAUUUCAAGACCACUUUAAGCAUGCUCAAAGAACAGGCUGACGUUGCUGCUGACUCAGGAUACGGCAAAGUGCUAGCAUGUGUGAUUGAGAAUUGGUCUGUUUGUUAUAUCAAGCGGGUCGAAGCAUACAUGCAACUCAUUGAGGAGGAAAUCUCAAAGUACAUGUCUGUGUACAAUAACGAUCAUUGUUUGAUAAAAGGUUCCCGGGCCAGGCGCCUCUUGAGAAUUCUGCCCUCCAAACCUGAACCCACGUAUGAUGUUGAGAAUAUGACUUCUGACGAGCUCGCAGAAAUUUCCAAACCAGGGUUAGUAGAAUACCUCACGGCGCUUGGUAACACUUAUGAGAUCAACCACGAAAGACUCGAAGACAAGUUUUUGCCCAAAUAUUUGUCUAAAGUUCAUCUGACAUACCAGGCGCGAAUCAAGGAAGCAUUUGAGAACACUGAUCUUCCAAGCAGCGAUUUGAACGGUAUGGUGAUUCGUGCGUUAGUUGACGUUAUCAUCAAUGAUUUAACACCAGCCUUGUCCACUGUUUUUACCAGCAAAUGGUACGACAGCGAACGGGCGCAAAACUCGGGCGAGCUAGAUAUGGCACAAAAGAUCGUGAAAACUAUCGAAGAAUACAUGCUCGAGAUGAGGGGAUACGCAACCUACGAGAUGUACAAUAUCACUUUCACAGUCACCUUGGACUCUUUGAUGACUGCAUAUCUCCGAAUCGGAUACCAAAAUAUUUUAAAUGGCGACGGAAAAAAGAUCGAUCCAACCGCCGUUAAGAAGCACAAAUCGUUUGCCGAGGCUGUUAACAGAGACAUCAGUGUCCUCUUUGAAGGACUAGACCAUUUGUUCUCACGGAAAGAUGUGUUGUACUUGGUGAAAAGCUUAAGCUCUCUUGAAUUUUUGACCACGUUGGCCACAUGUGAGAACGUUUUCGAGGAGGUCCCUGAAAUAUGGGAACAUGAGAUUCUCGAGACAUACUACGAUUGUUCUGUCGAAUAUGUUCGUGGCGCUCUUUUGUGUCGCAAGGACAUUGAUUCCAAAAUGGUUGGCCCACUCAUUGAUCGCCUACAGGAUAUAAAGGAGAAAUAUCACCAGUCAGUGCCAGCACCAGAAAAUGAAGUCGUCACACUCAACAACUUCGUAUACACAUGA
Messenger RNA from Metschnikowia bicuspidata var. bicuspidata NRRL YB-4993, 2502 nucleotides. It is a transcript of the gene SEC6, whose product is annotated as SNARE-binding exocyst subunit. Lineage: Eukaryota; Fungi; Ascomycota; Pichiomycetes; Serinales; Metschnikowiaceae. The coding region runs from base 1 to 2502 and encodes 833 amino acids. Gene Ontology annotation, biological process: exocytosis; exocyst localization. Gene Ontology annotation, molecular function: SNARE binding. The record is from RefSeq and is a predicted model, not a curated record. Gene Ontology annotation, cellular component: exocyst. The transcript has a single exon.